AUAAAAAUGUUAACGCAUAUAGCAAUUUGUAAGAAUAUUCUUCUAUGCUGUCCAAUUUAUAAGAGAAGAGAAUAAACGAUCAAACACGUUUCGUUUAUUUAUGCUUUAGAGGAUUGUUUAUUCCGGCAGAUACAUUCGUGUUAUUUGCUCAUCUCUUUGCAGUAGCUUAAAUGAAUUUUAUCUCGUUAAGGCAACGUUUGAAGUUGUUUCAAGUAUUCUGAGCCAUGGAUUUGGAUAUGAAUGUACAGGUAGAAGCUUCUAUAGUGGAGCGUUUACAAAAGCUCAGACAGUGGCAGUUGGAACAACAGGAGAAGCUUAUGAAACAGCAGCAGAUACAACGGGAAAUUUUGAGUCACGAGCAGGACCUCGUUUAUAAAGCUCUCAGUUUGUCGGUACACGAUAUUAGCAAUAUUGUUGAAAAUACAGAAAAUAUACCUGUUAUCCACUGGACAGAUGCAAAGGAAAUGAUGCCGGAAGCUUUAACAUUCGAAAAAGGUACAAAAACUUUGGACAGUACUGACAGGAUGACUGAGGAAGAAAUAUCAGUAAAUGACAGCGAUGCAGUGUGCAAAACUUAUGAAGAAGAAAUUGAAGAGUCGAUUCACGUUGCUGCCGCCGCUGACAAAAGCGGAAAUUCCAUGAAAAAUUAUUGCUCCAGUGUAUUGUCGCAGAAGGAAGAACUGAGUGAUGAUUUAUUGAUAGAAGGAGUAAAACCGCUAUCGCGGGACGAUAAAACGUCCAACGAACGUGUCUCGUUUGACGAUAUCCCUCUUCCCUCACCUAGGAAAGAUUUCAAAACGUUAUUGGAAGAGAAACUGAAAAGAGAACCAGUGAUACAAAAAAACGCUCGUGCCGAUACAAAAACGCAGACGAAGAGACCAUUUCUGAAAAAAGGCAAAGGAUUGUCAAGAUUUAAAAUCUCCACAAAUUCACGUCUUCCGGCGACAACGACGAAGAAAUGUACUUUAUCCUCUGAUGCACAACGUACUGAUAAAUCUGGCAAAAGUAAGAAAUCUGCGCAGAAAGACUCGUCUUCGAGUAGUGUUCCCACUGCGAGCAAAACGCGACAAUUGAACUUGAAAACUGUUCCAUUACCGAGGAGCAAGACUGCUGUUAAAUCCGGGCCUGUUGCACCCGCUGAACGGAAGGCGUGCAGUACUGCUUCCAAUCAACCAGAGCAUCUACCGGAAAUGAACGUGUCGGACCUAGACUCGAAGGCAGAGAGGGAACUGGAGGAGAUGAGGAUAUUCGAGCUGUUGGAGGAGAAGGCGGAGAACUCCAGCUUCUGUUCCACGUCCAGCACGGUGCUCGCGUUUUUGCAACAAUCCACGCCGUUCAAAGUGAAGAAGAAGGAGCUGAAUCGUGCCGCGUUUGAGGGUAACAUCGUGGCGAGCGUGAAACAGCAAAGUGACAAACGAGGUGCGGGCGACACGAUCGAGCGGCAGCCGAUCUCAACUCAACGACCUGCUCACGUGGAGAACGCGAGACCGAGCGCGCGAUUCGAACAAUCUGGCGCCCACAAACGUUCUCGCACCAGCGUUGCUACCAGCGUCGAGUCCUACUGGGAUACUGUAGUGGAUGACACGCGGGGAGAAGCGCAGAGGCGGCCGGUGAUGGUAGAUCAAGCAUCGCAGAGCAAGCAGACGCACGGAAACUAUUUAGAGGAUCGUGGCACUUCGCGCGACGCAGACACCGUAGCGUUAUCGAGCAGCGACGAGGAGAAUGACGUUCCCAUGGAGAAUAAUCGCAACUUGGCGCGCGAUGGCGAGUCGGAAAUGAGCCAUCGCGUUAGAUUCGCCGAGUACAACGAGUACAGAACUAUAGAUUUAACUGAUACAUCUGACACGCUGAGUAAAUCACCGUUGAGGGACUGUCUCGAGGAGGACUGGCACGAUCGUUCCGGCAAUACGUCGGACUCGUCGGACGUAGAGGAGAGACAGGAGAAUUACGAAGGGCGAGCGUCACCUUUAAGAAUGAUCGGUGAUGAUGAGAGGAUCGUCUCGUCGUCGGGACGAUUAUUUUCGCAAGAAAAUGCAGUAAAGGAUUCAUAUUACCGUGUGAUGAAAGCCUCGAGUAUUCCUGAGGAAGAUAACGACCUAAAUUACAAGGACGAAUCGGCAUGCGAGAACAACGAAGAAGACACUGAUCAGAUGUCCGACGAGGAGAUGCAGAAGAAGAAGGAGGAGACAGAAGAGGAAGAGGAGGAGCGACAGUCGGUUUUAUCAUCACUGUCGUCUUCGUCGCUGUCGGACGUGCAGAGUAGAAAAUACAUGCUGAGAAAUCAACCAUAUGAAUUGACGAAGAAGGUAGCGAAAGUGUCUCUGAACGCGAGAGACGCCGAAUGUUGUCCAUCCGAAGAUCGCACGAGUCAGACAAGUACGUUCGAGCCGGAACUCCUGAAGAGCCGUUUGCUGGAGCUCGAGCAGGAAAUCGACAUAUUCCGAAAGGAGAGUUCGGCGUUGUUGUUUCAGCGUCGAAAACUGCAGGAGGAGCAGGCGACGCUGCGCAAGGAAUACGCGGAGAAGGAAAGGACCUUCGAAGAGAACAAGAAGAGAGUGCAGAAUCAGCUGGAAGAAGAGAAGAAGAGGCUGACGCGUGAGAAGGCGGCGAUGGAGAACAGGAUCCGCGAUGCUCAGGAGAAAGCGAGGCAGAACAAGAUGGAAAGGCAAAAGGCGCAGAACCUGCAGGAGGAACUCGAGCAACUGAGGGACGAGCUGAGCACCAAAGAGAGCAGGUGGAACGCUGCUGAGUCGAGGUACAAGAGCGAGCUUCGCGCACUGCGAGUUGGAAAUUCAAAGUUGAAACAAGAAAUCGCGAACUUACAGAACGUUAGGAAAACGAACAUGAAGAACAUCAGGAGGAGGAGCACGGUACACGGGCAAGUAAUCACGAGAGGUAUCAGUCAAAUUAACAAACGUCUUACCGCAAUUUCAGCCAAAGAGACCGCGGUGAAAACGUCUCGAGACUCGCCGGACGUUUGCGCCCGUGACGACGUCCGCAGAGAUGAAGACGAAGAGGAAGAUGAAAAUGAAAAUGAAAGUGAAAGUGAAAAUGAAAAUGAAAAUGAAAAUAAAGAUAAAGAUGAAGAUGAAACGAGAUCGGCAGAACCGAUCACGCAGGCAAUCGAUGUAAAUAGCGACUUCGAACAAGUAGUGCAUAAGAUAUCAGCAAAUAAAAUGGAAUCUAGACAAGCUGGAAGUGGAUCCCAAGCGAACGGCAACGAAAAAUCCGCGAGGAAAGAUAUCGCAAGGAAGAAACGGCAUUUGUACGAGAUCUUGUUGAAGGAUGCUACGUCGGACUUCGCGGAAAGCCAAGGCGGACCCUACGUUACGCAGGACGCAAGCGAUUUGCGCCAACCGUUGGCUACGCAAGCGGAGAACUCGAGUCCGAGGAGCAAUCGAGCAUCCGAGAAGAUCAGCGAUAGGUCCAGUGUCACGAACAAUGAUCUCUGCGUCGGCAAGAAUACAGAGCAUUGUGCGGACAGAUCGCGCGAAGUGAACCGGAAUCCGGACGAGGACGGCACAAGGCCGCAGGGUCAGGAAUCGUCCGAGGAGAAGAGGCAUUCGAGCUCGGCGUCGUAUCUCUCGUCGCAUCGUCUUCAGGCUGCAGGGAUCAACACGAAAGAGACGGUGCAGCAAAUCCAGUUCGCCGACGGGCGCAUCGAGUACUGGUACCCGAAUGGCAACGUGAAGAAGAUCUUUCCCGAGCAGGGCAUCACGAAGAUGAUCUACUACAAUGGGGACGUUCGCGAGACGGACAAGGCCGGCAGAGUGAAAUAUUUUUACGCCACGACUCGCACAUGGCAUAUAACGACUCCCGACGGCGUGGAGAUCCUAGAGUUCUCAAAUGGUCAGGUGGAGAAGCGUACAUCCGAUGGUACUGUCGAAGUAACGUUUCCGGACGGUUCAGUUCAAGUGGUGCAAGCGGAUGGCACGGAUAAAGUGUCGUUGCCAGAUGGAACAGUGGUGCAGACCUUUGCUAACGGUGACAAGAUUCUCACGUUGCCAAAUGGCCAAAGAGAGGUCCAUACAAAGGAUCAUAAGAGACGGGAGUACCCUGAUGGCACUAUGAAGACAAUAUAUGUUGAUGGUACCCAAGAAACACGUUAUUCUAAUGGAAGAAGACGAUUAAAAGACAAAGAUGGUAAUCUUCUGAUGGAUACGUACGAGGAUGGAUUUCUUUUUCAUUAAGUAUUAAUUUCAAUGCAAUUUAGCUAAGGCAUAGAAAGUAUGGACCAUUAAUUAUGUAAUAAUUAAUAAUGAUUACAAUUAUAUAACUAUAAGCAAUUUUAUAUAAGCAAUUCUACAGUAACAUAUGAGCAACUGGUAUUAUAUAUAUAUAUAAGUAUUUUUAUAAGAAUUUAAUAGAUUAAUUUAUCAACUUUUCUCAUAAGCGAUGUAAUAAAGACCAAGUUUAUAUUUUUCUAA
Molecule: messenger RNA, 4427 nt
Organism: Ooceraea biroi (clonal raider ant)
Lineage: Eukaryota; Metazoa; Arthropoda; Insecta; Hymenoptera; Formicidae
Gene: Sas-4
Product: spindle assembly abnormal 4
Biological process (GO): cilium assembly; centriole elongation
Cellular component (GO): centriole; centrosome
Molecular function (GO): tubulin binding
Source: RefSeq, a predicted model, not a curated record